Messenger RNA from Linum trigynum, 1011 nucleotides. The record is from the annotation of a GenBank genome assembly. NCBI's taxonomy places the organism in Eukaryota, Viridiplantae, Streptophyta, Magnoliopsida, Malpighiales, Linaceae.
AUGGCGGCAGCUAUAGAUUUGUACAAUAGCAGCACCUGCAUACCUUCUUCUUCUUCUUCAUCAGAUUUUUCAGAUCCUUGUAGUGGAGAGCUGAUGAGAGCACUUGAACCUUUUAUGAAAAGUGCUUCUCCAUCUCCUUCUCUUUCCCCUUCUUCUUUUUACCCUAAUUUUUAUUCCCCUGAAUCUCAAUCGAGCUCUGCCCAAUUGUUUUCACAAGGGUACUCUAUCUACAACCCCCAAAUCUCAUACCCUUCCUCUUCCCUAGGUCUAAACCAGAUCACCCAGUCCCAAAUGCUCCAGAUCCAAGCUCAGUUCCAGCUCCAGCAGGCGAAUCUCGCCGCCACUCUGCAAACCCAGAGGUACAGCAGCUUUCUCGCCCCGAAGCCCGUCCCGAUGAAGCAAUCCGCCGCAGCCGCGGCGGUGGCUUCAUCGAAGCCGGUGAAGCUCUACAGGGGAGUGAGGCAGCGCCACUGGGGGAAAUGGGUUGCAGAAAUCAGGCUGCCCAAGAACCGAACCAGGCUCUGGUUGGGCACCUUCGACACCGCCGAAGAAGCUGCUCUGGCUUACGACAAGGCAGCUUACAAGCUGAGAGGCGACUUCGCCCGGCUCAAUUUCCCCAACCUCCGCCACCAGGGAGCUCACGUCUCCGGCGAAUUCGGCGAAUACAAGCCCCUCCAUUCCUCUGUUGAAGCCAAGCUCCAGGCGAUUUGCCAGGAUUUGAAACAGGGGAAAACAGGGGAGCCGGGUUCCAAAAGGGGUAAGAAGGCGAAAUCCGCCGUCGGUACCCCGGCGGUUCCGUUGAUGAAAGUCGAGCAAUCGUCUGAGUCGGUGAGCGAGGAGUCUUCUUCGAAGGUGGAAGAGUCCUUGACCGGAUCUUCCUCUUCCUCCUCUUCCCCUGAAUCGGAGAUGUCGUUUUUGGACUUCUCGGAGACGGAUUCCAGCUGGGGAAUGGCGGAGAAUUUCGGUUUGGAGAAGUUCCCUUCUGUGGAAAUCGAUUGGGCAGCGAUCUGA